This is a messenger RNA of Syzygium oleosum, 1662 nucleotides long. RefSeq lists its product as uncharacterized. Gene Ontology annotation, biological process: Golgi to plasma membrane transport. Lineage: Eukaryota; Viridiplantae; Streptophyta; Magnoliopsida; Myrtales; Myrtaceae. The coding region runs from base 121 to 1299 and encodes 392 amino acids. The record is from RefSeq and is a predicted model, not a curated record. The transcript has 10 exons.
AUUAGUAGGAAAAGAAAAUACACUAUCACCCAAUUUUAGCCCUGUUAUUCAGGCUCGCGAAUCCGCUCUAUAAUAGUAAAGAGAAGAUCUAACGGCGAAAAGGCGGCUCCGACUCUGGAGAUGGCCGAGCCACCGUCCGAUUCCUCGAGUCAGCCGAAGCCCGUCAUCGAUCUCCUCGAAUCGAUCGAUCUUGGCCGGACACGACGGCCCCGCCCGCCGGACGCCGCCGCGCUCGCCGCCGGGCUGUCCCGGUGCAUCCGCGCCGUCGAUCCCGAGCUCAGCCUCCCUCCGCCUGAGACUCUAACUCAAGAUAACAUCAGGGAAGCAAGUCACGGUGUUGAAGAAGCUUUAAAAUUGAUAAACUGCCCGCACCCUCUGCAAGCUUCGGACAUUUACAACCUCGAGGUCCGAAAUGUGUAUCCUGUUGCACAGUGGCUGGUCAAUCAUGUUCGGAUGCGCAAUGGAGUUAUGGGGGAUGAGAAGCCGAUGAGAAUGCAUAUUUUAGAAGAGAUGCAACUCUUACAUGAGAAAAUCAGGGCAGCAAGAGUUGAUUCUGUGGUUCACAGAUUAAUGUUGCUGAUGGAGUCACUGAAGGUCUUGGAAAAGAAAGAAUUGGAUCUCCAAUCUGACUACACUGCAAAGAAAUCAGAUUUGGAAGCCAAGAUUAUUCACUUGGAGGAGAAAAUAUCCAACGACUGUGAUAGCAAGAGUCUCCAUGAUGAUCUAGAUCAUUGUAUUAGCAUGUCAUUGGAAAAGUUGCACCUUGCAAAGAAGGAACUAGCGGCUAGACUGAGGAUGGUAUUGUCUGUAAAGCGGCAACUUGAAGAUGUGCCUUCUCAAUCGGAACUCAUUCAGUAUGAACGCCGCUUUUCCGAGUUGAAUAUGAAUAUUGAGGAAAUUCAUAGACAAACACGUAAAUACUACGCAACAUAUAAUGCACUUUUGGACAUUAAAGAGCUAAUGCUGAAGGAAACAUCGUUAUUGAAUUCGCUAAAUUCCCAGUUUCAAGAUGCUAUAAGCGAUACUGCUGGUCGCCUGAAACUUAUUGAUUCCAUGGAAGGAAUUUUGAAGGGCAUAAAACAGAAGCUAGAGAAAGUGCAAGAUGGGAUCCAGGCAGAUCAGAGAGUCUGUAAAACACUCAGGGAGAAGUAUGCAGCCGCAGCAGCUAGGCAAAGACGUGGUUCUAGUCUGUUGAAAGCUCUUCAGGAGGAAAUCACGAGAAACCAGAGACUUAAAAAUGAACUUCAGUCCAGAAAUGCAGCUACACUAUGUGAAGUUGAGGUGAUAGGAAGUUUGUGAAGUUGUGGAACUAAUAUGAGGGUGCACCUUCGGUAAAGAUGAUUCACGUGACCUGUGUACCACAUGCCUGCGUAGGAAACUAGUCUCUAUGCAAUGCAGGAUUGAGGCUACAUGCAUCUGGUCAUCCUGAAAAUCCUCAAUGUGGGGGCAUCAUGGAUCGAGUGUCCCAGUUAGCAUGUUCAGGUAAAUGAUUGCAGAGUAUAUGGAGCGACAUAUUCUUUAGUUACUCUUGAUGUUCCCUCAAGGCCUUAAAUUGUUGUUUAUGGUUUUCAAAGCCAACACAAAAGUCAAUAAUCAGGUUCUGAAUGAUGUAAAAUCAUCUAAAUACAACCUUUCUUACCUUUGAUAAUAAUAAUAUGAUUA